Aureobasidium vineae is the source of this 1458-nucleotide messenger RNA. The record is from the annotation of a GenBank genome assembly. NCBI's taxonomy places the organism in Eukaryota, Fungi, Ascomycota, Dothideomycetes, Dothideales, Saccotheciaceae.
AUGCAGUCCGCCAUGGCCAACGCGACCAUGCUGCCUCUGCCUCCUCUACCCACAUACACCUUGACGCCUCUACAACCUCUGCUCUCCUGGAUCCCCGACCUCUACUUGGCCCUGAUUCUUCCCGUAGCCGCUUACUGGAUCGUUUCCUUCGUCUUCCACUUCAUCGACGAGUACGACUUGUUCCCUCAAUACCGCCUACACACUCCUGCCGAGGUCCUCAAGCGCAACCACGUCUCUCGAUGGGACGUUUUCCGCGAUGUUAUCAUCCAGCAGGUCAUCCAGACGGCCGUCGGUCUUGCCAUAACCAUCAUUGAGCCUGAGGCUACCAUCGGACAGGACGACUACAAUGUUGCUGUUUGGGCUCAGCGGAUUCGCAUCGCCCAGCGUGCAAUCCCCACCGUGCUUGCCUUUACCGGCCUCGACGCCAACACCAUUGCAACCAAGCAGGCUGUCGCACAUCCAAUCCUCUCUGCUGCCUUGAAAGGUGGUAGCUACAACCUCUAUCAGCAAGCAGCUUCGGGCGACCUCAUCCCAGCCUUUGCCUCGUGGGAGCUCACGCUAGCAAAAGCCAUCUACUGGAUCGGUAUUCCCGCCUUGCAAUUCACCUUUGCCGUCCUCGUCGUCGACACAUGGCAGUACUUCUGGCACAGAGCCAUGCACAUGAACAAGUGGCUCUACACAACCUUCCAUUCUCGUCACCACCGCCUCUACGUCCCCUACGCCUACGGCGCUCUUUACAACCACCCCUUCGAGGGCUUCCUUCUUGACACCUUGGGUACUGGUAUUGCCUACAUGCUUGCCGGUAUGACUUGCAGACAAUCCAUGUGGUUCUUUACUUGCAGCACAAUCAAGACGGUCGAUGACCACUGUGGAUACGCCCUUCCUUGGGACCCCCUCCAGCACAUUACCAGCAAUAACGCUGGUUACCACGACAUCCACCACCAGAGCUGGGGCAUCAAGACCAACUUCAGCCAGCCAUUCUUUACUUUCUGGGACGGUCUUCUUGGUACAAAGUGGGUCGGCGGAGACGUCUCUGCUCGCUACGAAAGAUCAAGAAUUGCUGCUCAGAAGAAGAUCGACCAAGACAAUAUCUCUCACUCUAGCCCUGCACAGAGUCUUGAGGUCGAGCUUUCACCAUACGAGUCUGAAGAGAAGAAUGCCAGCACACUAGCAAAGCAGUCACAAGCACAACUCGACCCUAGCAUCCCGGAAGGCAAAGCAGCACUGCAAGCUCUUGGAUCUAGACAGCAGAUCCUGGACGACCAGGCCGGAGGCGGUGUUCAAGUCCUCCUUGAAGAAGCGGCCGAAGAGCGUGAAGCACAGCGUGUCCUGCGCCGCAGCCCUAGGAAGAAGACGGUAUCGCAAGCGUCAUCGGCUCCACUCAAGGGUCUGCGAGAUAGAGUCAAUACCAGCCUGCAUGGGAAGGCGAGUGGCGUGCUUGUUGAGAGCAGCAGAUGA